AUGGCAUGCUAUGUAGUGCCUUACUAUGAAGGGUACACUUCAAGGUUGAAGUUUGAAUGUGAUUCAAAGCUCGUUGGGGUCCAUUUGGUAAAGAAGCAUGAAGAGAAGGCAAUAGAUCAUACUGAUGUUGGUGUGCUCCACGAAGAUGUUGGCCAUGCUCAUUUUGCAUUGGCCUUGAGGUUGGUAAGAGUUGAGAUCAUUGGCAGAUUUGAGAAGAAAGGUUUUCAGUUGAAGAAUGCUAGUUAUCCAAUUCAACAUGGCAUGGAAGGGCAGUUGUCGGACAUCAAUACAAGCUCCGCUACAAGCAGAUUUCAGGGUACAGAGGAUAAUAGAUAUGUAGUUGGGGAGGAGACUGAUUCGCCAUGUACAUCUUCUAGAGUCGAAGAAGUUAAUUUUGAUAUUCUAGAUGAACAAGAAACCGAGUCUGGCAGUGCAGGAACAUCUAAGAAGACACAAAUGGAUGACAUUGAUGAGCCAAUGUCGGGGAUGGAGUUUAAUUCCCUAGAAGAUUUAAUCAGUUAUUAUAAAGAAUAUGGUAAGAAAAGCGGGUUUGGGGUGAUGACUAAAAGAAGUGAGAGGGGAGAGGAUGAGACUGUUAGAUAUGUCACCCUUGCCUGUGCCCGUGGUGGGAAGGCAAGGAAUAGACUCUUGAAUGUCUCCAACCCACGUCCGACAGGAAAGACGGAGUGUAAGGCCAAAAUAAAUGCCUUAAAAGCUGAUGAUGGAAAGUUUAGGCUGACUACAGUUCAUAAUAUCCACAAUCACGGCCUCAGUCCGAAGAAAUCCCGCUUCUUUCGAUGUAACCGAGAAGUGAGUGAAUCUGUCAAAAGAGUUCUAGAUACAAAUGAUUUGGCUGGCAUCCGAAUGAACAAGAGCUUCAGAUCUCUGGUUGUAGGCGCAGGUGGAUUUGAGAACCUCCCGUUUUUGGAAAAAGACUGUCGUAACUACAUCAACAAGGCUAGGCAUCUACGACUGGGCGCAGGUGGUGCCGGAGCACUUCGAGACUACUUUUUACGGAUGCAGUACAAAAAUCCGGGGUUCUUUGCACUGAUGGACCUGGACGAUGACGGGAGGCUAAAGAAUGUAUUUUGGGCAGAUCCCCGUAGUAGAGCUGCAUACCAAUAUUUCGGUGAUGUGGUAACCUUCGACACCACAUACUUGACGAACCGAUAUGGGAUGCCCUUCGCACCAUUUGUUGGUGUAAACCACCAUGGGCAGUCAAUUUUGUUGGGAGCUGGUUUGAUUUCAUCUGAGGAUACACAUACCUUCGUGUGGUUAUUCCAAACCUGGUUGCAGUGUAUGGAUGGUGUCGCGCCGAAGGCUAUUAUCACUGACCAAGAUAGAGCCAUGAAAAAUGCAAUUGCUCUUGUCUUUCCAGAAAGUCGCCAUAGAUUUUGCCUAUGGCAUAUCCUGAAGAAAGUCCUAGAAAAGCUUGGAUGCUAUGGUUCCUACAAAAGUGGCAUGAAAACUGCACUGAUGAAAUGUGUUUAUGACACACAAAAGUGGGAAGAGUUUGAAAAAUCUUGGCAUGAGAUGAUCAGCACGUAUAACUUGCAUGAUAAUGUCUGGUUGCAGAGUUUAUACACUGAGCGUUGCCAUUGGGUACCGGCCUUCUUAAAAGACAUUUUUUGGGCUGGGAUGAGUACUACGCAGCGGAGCGAGAGCAUGAAUGCCUUUUUUGAUGGUUACGUUCAUGCUAAGACGAACCUGAAAGAGUUUAUCGAUCAGUACGAUAAUGCCCUGAAAAAGAAAAUUGAGAACGAAAAUGUCGCUGACUUCCACUCAUUUAAUCUCACAAUUCCUUGCAUCUCUAGAUCGCCUAUUGAAAAGAGAUAUCAAGAUUUGUAUACAAAUGUUAAAUUCAGGGAAGUUCAGAUCCAGCUUACCGGCAUUAUCGACUUGGACCCAGUUUUACAUAGAAGAGAGGGUACUGUAAAGACCUAUUUGGUAGAGGAUGAAGUUCGUGUUGAAGAUUUUACGAAGCAAGUGACACACUCAGUAGAUUUUAAUGAGGAAGAUGGUGUCGCGAAAUGCUCUUGUGGUUUAUUUGAAAUGAGGGGGAUAAUGUGCCGGCACAUCUUCGCUGUGUUCAAAUGUAACGGGAUUAAGACAAUGCCACAACAGUACAUUUUGGAUCGAUGGAGGAAGGACAUUAAAAGAAGAUACACGUUAAUUAACAGCAGCUAUGACGCAGGCGAGGUGCGGGAAGAUGCUAAUAGAUAUUCAAGUCUGUUGAAUAUUUGUUAUAAAAUGAUUACUUGUGCUGCGGGUUCGAAAAAGCAUACUGAGGAUGCAACAACUAAGUUGCAUGCAAUGAUUGACCUGUACUCUGAGACCCAAGAACCCCCAUCGCUGGCUGAAAAUUGUUUAAAUGUUGGUGGCAUGACAAAGGAAAGUGCAGCUACCACUGGAAGUUCAACUCAAGUACUCAGUCCAAAGAUAGUUCGAGGGAAAGGCAGGCCCCCAUCUAUAAGGAGAGCAUCUAGGAUGGAGAAAGAGUUGAGAAAAGUUAAAGAGAAAACGAAGAAAGCGCAGGGAAAGGGAAAACGCAAACAGCGGGAUGGAGACGAUACCCAUGGUGUGGACACUUGCAGGAGCUUAUUUGGCCCCUCCGAUUUGGACGUCUCCAAUAUUGGACACGUGCAGGCUAUUCCAGACAGGUCGCUAGCAUAUGACAUUAGGGGAACCCAAUCAACAGAUCCAGUGAUUCAAACUCAACAAAGUAUGGAAUUUGGGUUGGACGGAUCACAACCGCUGCACGUUGAGUUUGAUGGAUCACAACCACAGCAAUGA
Messenger RNA from Carya illinoinensis, 2793 nucleotides. RefSeq names its product protein FAR1-RELATED SEQUENCE 5-like. Gene Ontology annotation, molecular function: zinc ion binding. Bases 1 to 2793 code for a protein of 930 amino acids. The record is from RefSeq and is a predicted model, not a curated record. Lineage: Eukaryota; Viridiplantae; Streptophyta; Magnoliopsida; Fagales; Juglandaceae. The transcript is spliced from 6 exons.